Messenger RNA from Penicilliopsis zonata CBS 506.65, 1425 nucleotides. RefSeq lists its product as hypothetical. The coding region runs from base 1 to 1425 and encodes 474 amino acids. The record is from RefSeq and is a predicted model, not a curated record. Lineage: Eukaryota; Fungi; Ascomycota; Eurotiomycetes; Eurotiales; Aspergillaceae. The transcript has 3 exons.
AUGGAUACCCUCUUCCUGCUGUAUAUCUCACCAUGGCUGGUCCUGGCCGUCUUCACUGCCGUCUCCCUCUUCUCCCUCCUUAGAGUCCUCUUCACCUCCCGCCAACUGGUCUCGCUCAGUGACACGCCAUCCACCGUCAUUGGCAAACCCCUUCUCUUCCCUGUCACCUUCAACCACAAGCGCUUCACGCCGGCCAAAGACCGCUUCACGAACCAGUUCCUGUUCGUUGGCGUCCCUGUCGGGCUGAAAUGCCGCAUUGGCAAUUUCCUGGCCGUCGACGAUCCUUCGUUGGAUCUUUACUCCUCCUUCUCCCUCAAGAGGAUCUUCUCCCAUCUCUCCUGCUGGUUCAGCUUCGACUCGCGUCGCUAUCUCCACCGCGGCGACCAGGUCGAUCUCCGCGACAAGCUGGACGAGUACCUGCUGUCGAUCGACGAGAAGCCCUCGCAAUGGCCGCAUGCGUAUCUGCUCGGCGUGCCUCAGUUUCUGGGCUUCUCCCGUGCGGUUGUCUCCUACUGGUACCUGUACAACGCGGAGAAGGAGCUGGACGCCGUCAUUCUGGAGAUCAACAACUCCUACUGGGAGAAGAGGAACGUCUUCCUCCGACUGAAUGGAUCUGGCAAGGCGGCGAACAAUGAAGACAAGGAACACUAUCUGGACGCUCUGCAUCUCAUCCAGUCUCUCCCCUCGUCGCCACACUCAAACUUCUACCAGGGAACAUGGGAUAAGAAGAUCUUCGCCUCCCCCUUUGAAAAGGUCGACGGGCAAGUCUCGAACCGGUUCAUGGACCCGUUGCAGCCGGCGUCGUGGAAGCCAAACGCCUCGUUUGCCAACAUGACGACCCUGGACGAGACCUCCGGGACCGUCAAGAUGGUAACGCGCAUGACCUGCUCGGGGCUCCCCAUCGACCCGUGCGAGAUGUCGGCCUGGCAAGUGCUCUGCUUUGUGCUGCGAUGGACUCUGCCCGGCAUGUUGACGACGGGGUAUAUCGUUUUCCAUGCCCUGCGCAUCCGGUUCACCCUCAUGCGGAUGAUGAAGAAGCCGCCUGUCCGGAUGGGGAGUGUCGGCCGUUAUCCUACAAAGAACGAGCUGAACCUGGAGAAAAUCUUCCGGGCAUAUCUUGCCUCCUGCGUCGAGAGAUGCUCGUCUCCCGUGAAGGUCGAGUAUCUCCCCUGUCGAGCCAUGAACAGCGAUACAGUCUAUAUGACGUCUCCAUCGUACAACGAAAAGGAAGGCCAGACCAUCACCGUCGAACCGGCAGAUCCAGGGUUCUAUACACGCUUCGCUCACUACGAGAACGUCCGCACGGCGAUCAUGGAAGAGAUCCAGCUCACCAACCAUGAAGCCGAUCCCACGGCGCGGAGACUGUUGCUCUCGCACCCUGACCUGAUGGCGGAGAUCUUGACUAUCUCAUCGUCGAACGCUUAG